UCAGGCUGACUGUGUUGUCAGGAAAAUGGCGGCACUAUUGCUGCAGGAGUUGGAGGCGUCCGAGAUUUCUAAACUACCAAAACAAAUUCAAAACAAAAUUGAGAAAAUUAUUUCUGAUCUACAAUAUGAAGUUGAUUCCCUAAAAGCACAGCAGGAACAAUUUCGAGUAGACAGCGAACAACAGUUUUUUGAAAAAGUUAAAGAACUCGCCCGAUGUCAGGAAGAGUUUUUGACCCAGACUCAAGAACAUCAUAAAUUAAGAGUAGAACUUUCUCAACUGGACCAGGAGCUCCAAAAUGCACGUGAAAAGAACAGGGAACAUGAAUCUGCACAGGAUAAGUUGUCCUCUGAACGGACUUUGCUGUCGAAAGCCAAAGAGAAUCUGGAGUCAGAAAAGCGGGAACUUGUGAGAACUUUGGAGAGGAGAUCCUUGGAGGUUGAACAUUUGAAUGAUGAUUUAAAGCAACUAAAUGAAAAGUUGGUGGAGGCCAACACUUCCAAAUUAGCUCUGCAGAUGAAAAUGGAUGAACUUGAAACAGCAGAAGUUAACAUAAAGUACAAAGAAAAGCGAAUGGAACAAGAGAAGGAACUUCUGCAUGACCAAACAUCUUGGCUGAAAGAGGAGUUGAAAGCCAAAACGGAGGAAGUUCUGUCUCUGUCACGGCAAAAGGGAAACGAAAUUCUAGAGCUGAAGUGUUCCCUGGAAAAUAAGCAAGAUGAGCUGAAUAAACUCCAGGAUCAAGUAAUGACUUUGAAGUGUUCAAAUGAGAAUCUCCAGAAACAAAAUGACGACACGAUCAACAAACUGAAAGAAACAAAAGAGCAACAAGCCAGCAUGGAGGAAAAGUUCAGGAAUGAGCUGAAUGCCAACAUUAAGCUUUCAAAUUUGUAUAAGGGAGCGGCAGCAGAUUCUGAGGCUAAAAGUGUGGAGCUAAGUCGAGCAGUGGAGGAGCUCCAUAAGCUCCUGAAAGAUGCUGGAGAAGCUAAUAAAGCUCUGGAGGAGAAAGUGCAGGAAAUAAACAUUGCCACAGACAAAACGGUGAAUGAGCUAAAGGAAAAGAUUCAGAGCCUUGAGAAGGAGCUUGACAAUGCCAAUGAACUUCUGUCAAACUCUAAACUUAGAGGCGCUGGUAACAGAUCUGUGCUAACAGAGGAGCAACUGAUAACUAUGUCCCCAACAGCCGCUGCCGUGUCUAAAAUAAGACCAAACAUGAAGUUGACUGAGUUGUACACAGCUUACGUUGAGACCAACGAGCAGUUGCAGUUGGAACGCCUGGAGAAUAAACGAAUCAAUAAGUACCUGGAUAAUAUUGUGCAGGAGGUAGAGGCAAAAGCUCCCAUUCUCAAAAGACAAAGGGAAGAGCAUGAGCGCAUGCAAAAGUCAGUGGCCAGUCUUUCUACCAAGCUAGAACAAGCCUACAAGGAGGUGCACCGUUUGCAGAAUGAGGCAGAUGAAUCAAACAAGCGGUCAUCCAUCUUAGAAAGGGACAACCAGAGGUUUGAACUCCAGGUGGCUGACAUGGCACAGCAGGUUCGGGUGUUGCUGGUGGAGCUGGAAGAGGCCCGCGGAAACCAUGUGGUUCACGAGGAAGAGGUGAUGUCUGGUGACAUAAGCAGCACCUCAGAGGUCAUCAGCCAACAUUUGGUGACGUUCAGAAGUGUAGAAGAGCUUCAGAAGCAAAAUCAGCGACUUCUGGUGGCCCUAAGGGAGCUCAGUGAUUCCCAAGAGAGAGAAGAGUUUGAAGCAACCAGUGAUAAGCGUGGAGAGCUGGAGCAGAGGUUUGACAAAGCUCAGUCAGAGUUGGAGUCUUUGAAGGAGCAACGCAACCAGCAGAUAAAAAUGACUGAGUCCAUUGUGAGGCAGCGGGACAUGUACCGGAUGCUGCUAGCUCAAUCAACUGGAGUCAGCUUCACCCAAGGUGUACCCGCUGAGGAGUUCUCUCUGACCUCUACCCCACGACGGUCACACGCAGCCACACCCACCAGCGGGACUUCCGCCGCUCUUGUUUCCAUGGCAGCAGAGUCUGCUGAAGCACUAGAGGCCAAAGCUGCUUUGCGACAGUUACAAGAGGUUUUCACCACCUAUAAAAAGGAGCGACUGGAGAGUGACAAGGCUUUGACUGAGCAGAAUGAGAAGCUUCAGGAGCAGCUGUCAGAACUUCGCUCUCAGAAUGCCAAGACAUCCACUCAGUUAGAGUUUGCUUCCAAGAGGUAUGAAAUGCUGCAGGACAAUGUUGAAGGUUACAGGAAGGAGAUUGCGGCUCUUCGGGAGAAAGGGCAGAAAAUGGCCGCCGACACACAAAAGCUUGAGCAGACAGUCAACACACUACAGGAAGAUCUGAAGACUGCAAAAGAGAAACUUGCCAUGGCACAGGCCCAUGCUGAGAACCUACGCAAGGAAAAGGACAUGCUGAAGCUUUUGGAGUCCAGGCUGACUCAAGAAAAAGAAACUAUCCUAAACCAACAGCAGAGUCAGAACCUGCUGCUUACAAAUCUCCAGUCUAUCCAAGCCUCUCUGGAGCGAUCAGAGACUGAUGUACGUCAGCGUCUCAACAGCCAGAUAGAGAAGCAGGAAAGAGAAAUCACCCAGCUUCAAAAGAGGCUUGAACAGGAAGUGGAACAGCGCCAUCUGCUAAGCAGAAACCAGGAGAUCCAGGUCGUGGAUUUGAAGAGACAGCUGGAAACACAGGUGGCUUUGCAUCAACGGACAAAAGAGCAGAUAAAUGUCCUUGAAAUGGAGCUCAGCACCUUCAGGAUGCAGCAGGGGAACAUUGAAGGACGUCACACCCUGGGCUCCCCAUCUACACCCAUCAGAGUUGCAAGCCUUCAGGGUUUGGAUCAAGACAGAGAAGACCUCCAGGCGCGCUUGAAGCUCGCCGAAACCCGGGCAGAAGAGCUGGCAGAAAGCCUGAGGGCCGCCACCUCCAGUAUGGAGCAGUACAGAGCCAUGGCUCAGAGCCUGGAGGAGUCCCUGAACAAAGAGAAGCAGGUAACUGAGCAAGCCCGCUCAUCCAUCGAGGCUCGUAUGAAGGAAGCUGAGGAACAGCACCGUGCGCUCGAGGAAAGACUUCAGGGAAUGGAAAAAGAAAAACAAGACUUGGAAGACCAGAAGAGAAGAGUUGUGGCCGGUCUUGAGGAGGAGAUAAAUAGUCUUAAAAAAAGUCUCAGCAGUGUCCAGGAAGAUCAGCAGACAGUGCUGCAGAGGCUGGUUCUUUCUGAGGCUCAGCAACAACAGGCUCUGAUAGACGGCCAAGAGCAGGUUAAGCUGGCAGCUGAAGCUCAGGAUAAGUAUGAGCGGGAGAUGAUGCUGCAUGCAGCUGAUGUGGAGGCGCUUCAGGCUGCGAAGGCCCAGGCUUCGCAGGCUGUUGAGCUCAGACACCAGUUGGAAGAGAAACUGCAGAGGGUCAGUGCAGAGUUACUGGAGGCUAGAGUUUCCUGGGAAGAACAGGAAAAGAUCCUCAAGGAGGCUGUUUCCAAAGUGGAGAGUCGUAAUGAAGAGCUGCAAAGCCAGAACACCCUCCUGCAUGAGCAGCUCCAGACAAUGAGCACCAAGCUGGCUGACAGUGUGCAGCGCACUGCCAAUGAAAGUGCCUUAAAUAUAUCACUGACUGAAGAGGGAAAAUCUCAAGACCAGCUUCUUGAGGUUCUUCGGUUUGUGCGUCGUGAAAAGGAGCUUGCAGAGUCGCGUUUUGAGGUGGCUCAAGGUGAGAGUUUACGCUAUCGUUUGAGGAUGGAGCACUUGGAACGAGAACUCAAGGAGGUGCAAGACAGCUUGAGCGCUGCAAGGGAAAGAAUGCAGGUGACCGCAAAGACCCUGGCUCAGCACGAUGAGUUAAUGAAGAAGACAGAAACUAUGAGCAUCUUAAUGGAAACCAACAAGAUGCUGCGGGAGGAGAAGGACAAAAUGGAACAGGAGCUGCAGCAAACUCAAGCUAAGGUGGAAAAGUUAGAGAAGGCCAUCAUGCCGCUACAGCAGUCGAACUCAGAGCUCAGCGAGAAGAGUGGCAUGCUGCAGGCGGAGAAGAUGAUUCUCGAGGAAGAGAUCAAGCGUUGGAAGGCUCGUACUCAGCAUUUAGUGAGUCAACAGAAAGAUUUGGAUCCAGAAGAGUACAAGCGUCUUCACUCUGAGAGAGAAGCACACGUCAAACGUAUUCAGCAGCUUAGUGAAGAGAGUGCAAGACUCAAAAUGGAGUUGACCAGGACAAAUAAUCUCACAACAGGACUGCAAGGACAGAUACAAAACUUGCGUGAAAAUCUGAGUAAAAUAACUGAAGAGAGGAAUAUGCUAAAGAAGGAAGUGGAAACUAAGAACCAGGAGCUACUAGAGAAGGCGCGGACUAUUACCCAGGUCAAGAAGAUUGGACGCCGCUACAAGACCCAGUAUGAUGAGCUGAAGGUGACGCACGACAAGCUGGUUUCUGACACAGCGGCAGGUCCUUCCCAGGACGAAGAAGCACGUCAGGCCUCAGCUCAAGAACUGCAGAGCCUUAGAGAUUCUCUGGGCCAAGCGCAAAACAGGAGCAAGGAGCUGGAGGGACAGCUGGAGAACAUCAGCAAGGUUGUAACAGAGCGAGAAAAUGAGGUACGCAGUGCCCAGGAACAGUCAACCAGGCUGCAGGCAGAUUUGACCAGACUGAGGCAAGAGCUGCAGGAGAAAACCUCUCAGGAGGACACUCUGAGACAGCAGAUGGCUGAGAAGGACGAGAAAACCAGAAAAGCCCUCAUGUCUGCCAAGCAGAAGAUCAGCCUGCUCUCAAAUACUAAAGAGCAGCUCCAGAAGGAAAAUGAAGAAUUAAAGACUCAGCGUGAGGAGCUGGAGGUGCGGGUGAGUGCUCUCAAGUCUCAGUAUGACGGCCGCCUCAGCAGACUGGAGCGGGAGCUGAGAGAUUUGCGAGGUCAACAGGAGAGACAAGAACAGAGAGAUGAGCCGGCUGAGGCAGGUCCGAGCAAGACUCAGGAGCAGCAGAGGAGUACUGAACAAAGACAGAUCAGUCUGAAGACCACCCCAACCUCAGACAGGGGCAGUGCCACCACGUCUGAGCCUCCAACUGCCAACAUUAAGCCAACACCUGUAGCACCCACAGCCAGCAAGCAACCUGUAAACCCUGGAAACAAGCCCACGCCGAGAGCAAGCAUCAAGCCCAUGAUCACCCCAGCUCCUGUUCCCACUCCGACCCCCACGGCUACGGUCAUGCCUACAACACAGGUGGAAACCCAGGAAGUAAUGCAGCCGACAGAGGGACCACCAGUGGAGCAUGUGACAGUGUACGGCAGUGCCAGCGGCUCUGUGCGCUCUUCCAGCCCCAACGUCCAGACAACAUUAGCUAGCCCCAUGCUGACUGUCCAGCAGCCUCAAACGCAGGCAACAGCUUUCGUCCAGCCAACACAGCAGCAGAGCGUGACCCACACAGAACCUUCCAGUCAGGAGCCUGUGAUGAUCGAUGCCACACCCAGCUCACAGGUGGAAUGGCCUUCAACUUCUUCUGUGUUCGGCACUGUUUCAGCAACAUCAGGAUCAUCUGCCAUGUCCAAGAGGCCUCGUGAAGAAGAAGAGAGCAGCACCAUGGUGACUGAAACUGAGGCCACUCAAGAGGACACCUCCAGGGCUCCUGUCCCAAAGAAACUGCGCAUCAUCCAGAGAGUGGGGCCAGAGGAGGAGCUGCUUACUGAGGAGAGUGCUGAGGCGGAUGGUGUGGUCCCAACAGACAGCCAAGACGGUGAAGCAAGUCAGACAGAGGAGUUUCCAUUGAUGGAGGAAGGUGAUGAAGGAGCAGCCUCUCAGUCUGUUCCCUCAGAGCAAGAGGUUGCAGGCACCCAAGGUGAAACGCCAAGUCAACUGCAGCAGGAAGUAAUCGUAAUAAUCACUGAUACAGAGAGUGACGAAGACCAGGAAGAGGGGGAAGAAGAGGAAGAGGAGCAGGAAUAUGAGGAAGAGGAAGAAGAAGAUGAUGAAGAAGAGGAGGACGAAGAUGAUGAGGCAGAUGAUGGGGGCAUGGGAGAAGAGGAGGAGGAAAGUAACGAUGGGAGUGGAGACGGCAACGAGGCUUACGAAGGAGACGACCCAGAGGGAGCUGACGUGACAGACGCUGGCACUGAGACGGAGGAGAGUCUGGGGGCGUCGGACUCCACCCAGAGGCCAGCAGAUUCCCAGACACCCAGCUUUGAAGGGAGCACAGUUGAGGCCUUUUCCACUGAACAACCAAUCUCAAGUUCUGGCGCGCGCAUGCCCCCGUCUCCACGGAGACCGGUGCAGCAGCUCUCCCCACGUUUGAAUGUCCACCCUGCCCAAUCGUCAGAACUGGGACCACCCGUUCAGCAGCGUGUUCCUGUUCGCCGCCAGUCAGUGGGUCGGCUCACUCCUGGAAUGCAGAGCUGUGUUCCCCUUCACAACGAGGAAGAUGACAGGAUGGUUCCCUGCACUCCCACGCUUCCUCACCGGCCUGAAGGCCUGGACCAGGCCGUACACUCUCCCCAGGUGACUGGAGUGUCUCGCUUGUUCGGUUCUCCUGAGGACGUGCCGCAGACCAGCUCCUCCUCACACUCUGAUCUAGGACAGCUCGCAGCACAAGGAGGUUUUGGAAUGUAUGAAAACCCUUUAUUGCCAAGUCAUGAAGAGGAGUCUGGUGGACGGAGCGUACCAACUACACCCCUGCAAGUUUGCGGUUCAGAAGCUGCACCAUCCGACACAACAGAGCAUGCUUCUCAGUCAGUCCCCACGGUGAGCACAUCCACACCCGGCCUUGUUGCGGCAGUCACAGCCAGCACAGGAGAUGAAGGGGAGUCCUCCCUCUUGGAGUCGGACACUGACAGGUCCAGUUCUGAAGUGUUGGUGGAUCCUGUGGUGUCACAGGAAGAUAUGGAAGUGCCAAGUCAGCCGGCUGACAAAGCCAGCCUCCCGUCGACCAGCCAGGAACCCACCUCCAGUUCUGCUGAUACAAGCAGUGCUCCCCCUAGACCCUCUCGACCUGGAUCUGGCUCUCGAUUUGGACCUCUGCAACGCUGGACAGACAAUCGCAGUGGGCGUGGAAAGAGAGGAGGUCAAGCGUUUCCAUCCCGGGGUGUAAGUGGGAGACGAUUUGCAAGAUAAAGUUCUAAUAGAAGAGCGCUCUGGAGGACUCGGCAUUCCCAUCACAAACACAUUUCAUCUUUGUCUUCAGCCUCUGUGCUUUUAAUAUUUUUUCUUUACUUGUAAGUUUGUUGUUUGUUUUAAAAGUCCCUACAAAAGCAGUGUUUUAAGAAAAUGUUAUUAAAGUUGAAUGCUUUAGGAAAACUCUUGUCAGGAAAAGGAUCUUCAAGGUUGGUUCUUCGGACAAGUGAAGAAACUGUUGCUUUGAGGCGUCGCGUUUUCUUUUGCUGCAAUUGUGGGACGUUCUCCGCUGAUCCUCACGUUAUAUGUUGAUGCUGCAAAGAACAUGUGAAGCAAGAAUUGAUCUUCUUGAAAUCAUAUGAUUUCAUAGACAACUGAAUAUCUUUGUAUUUGCUCUGAUUGAAGUGAUUUUUGAACAGUAGAUAACUUGACAUAAUAAAAGCACAUAUGCAUUU
Messenger RNA from Oryzias latipes (Japanese medaka), 7542 nucleotides. It is a transcript of the gene tprb, whose product is annotated as translocated promoter region b, nuclear basket protein. Gene Ontology annotation, biological process: mRNA export from nucleus; protein import into nucleus; regulation of mitotic spindle assembly. The record is from RefSeq and is a predicted model, not a curated record. Gene Ontology annotation, cellular component: nuclear pore. NCBI's taxonomy places the organism in Eukaryota, Metazoa, Chordata, Actinopteri, Beloniformes, Adrianichthyidae. Gene Ontology annotation, molecular function: structural constituent of nuclear pore.